This is a messenger RNA of Aureobasidium musti, 1092 nucleotides long. Lineage: Eukaryota; Fungi; Ascomycota; Dothideomycetes; Dothideales; Saccotheciaceae. The record is from the annotation of a GenBank genome assembly.
AUGCCAGGCGAGACGACAUCUGAAGACCUGCAGCUUGCAGCGGCCGCUGCUGGAUUUUCUCUUGGUUUCGGAUACCUGACGGUGGUCCGCGCCUAUAAGCAGACCAUGGCUAAUAGGGCUCCUGCUCGAAGCAUGUACAUCUACAUGUUAUGGGGAGAGAUUCUGGCAAAUUUCGUCCUUGGGAUCUUGACAUGGCUCUACCUCAAGGAUGUUGUGAAGACUACUCCAGUCCUUCUCUUCUUCAUUCUGGUUUUCUACGCGCUCGAAGUGCAACUCCUGAUGCAGAUCAUCAUCAAUCGAAUUGCCGUCAUAGCAGAACGAAAACCGAUUGCAACCAAGCUCAAGAUCGCAACAGCCGUCAUUAUCUCAUGCAUCAACAUCGCGGUCUUUUGCAUCUUCAUACCGAGCCACAUGAUGCCUCCGGUGAACCAGACCUUUGUGAACAUCAACAAGUACUGGGACCGUCUAUCAAAAGUCUUGAUUAUGCUUGUCGAGUAUGUUCUCCAGAUACUGUCUGCAGCGUCGGUGGCAUCUGCUGAAAAUCUCCCAGUNGCCUUCUUGAAUUGGUACUUUGUCUAUGUCGUGCGAGCGCGACUUGUCAAAUAUCAUGGCCUUAGAAAGUACAAGCCACUGGUCGGAUAUUACACUCGCUUGGGUCUUGUGUCAGUUGCCAUGGACGUAUACAUGGCAAAGCUCAAUAUAGAGAUGUCUCUUCCGAUACAGAUGGCAGAUAUGAUAGUCAAAGUCGCACGAUCAUCCGAAAACGACGUAAAGCCGAGAUCGUCUUCUCUGACACCGUUCCCUGAACAAUCACGGAUGCAUCACAUAGCCACCCUGCGCGGUGACGACGACAUACACAUUGGUCCUCAAAACACCGCAGUGAUCGGUCAUACCCAACUCGACAAGGCAGAACGAAAAGGCAUCGAAGGUAUCUCGCGCCAGAGAGAAGUGCAAGUUUAUGUCGGAGAUGCGGACAGCGAUUGCCGCACCGACAGUCUUGAGAACGGUAAAGAGCUGGGCAGAAGCAGGGCAAACUCAUCUGAGUCGCAGAUUCCGUUGAAGGAUCUGGGAAGGUCGAAAGAGGUGCGAUAA